This is a messenger RNA of Musca vetustissima, 740 nucleotides long. RefSeq lists its product as uncharacterized. Lineage: Eukaryota; Metazoa; Arthropoda; Insecta; Diptera; Muscidae. The record is from RefSeq and is a predicted model, not a curated record. The annotation marks the transcript as partial. The transcript has 3 exons.
GGUUGAGACACACAUCACUACGCAAGCCGUCAUCCACGAACACAGCAGCUAACAGCAGUUACAUUAACAACGCUUAUCCAGCAGCACCACCACCAACACCCAACAUCAAUUGCAUUUGUCAGACCUCAACAGCACCAUCAACACCCUCAGCAACAGCCAGCGAAAUAGUAACCACCUCUCAUCCCGCCACCACCAACACCAACGCUAAAGAGAACGAGUCGAAAGGUCCACUGCUCCCACGCCACAAUUCCCAUAUCAAUCAAUUGCAAAUAAAUUACUUUGAAUUCCCACCGAAAGCAUCGUUGUUGUUGUUGGACGAUUCUGUAACGGUAACAUCGCUAUCAGCCCCCUCGCUGGCCACAACAACAGCAGUAGCAUUAGCAGCGGCAAGUAGCGCCUGGCCAUCGUCUAGCAACGACACCCCAACAUCUGCCGUUGGCGCAACAGGCUGUAUCUCUGCUAAUAACUCACCGAAAACAUCGCCAACAAAGACACCACCAACAACAAAAACAACACCAGCACCAACAGUUAUUGCAACCAGCAACAUGGGUCGCCGAGAGAUUAAACGCUCCAAUACAAGCAGCUCCACCACUAAAUCAUAUGAUAGUGGCAGUGAUAGGAAAUCCACCUUGACAAAAUAUAAGACUACUAGCAAAAUGCCCGAUACUUCGUAUACGGAAAGGGAAUACAAAAAGAAAAUAUUAAAUAAUAAUCAUAUGGAAGUCGUGAAUACUUUAUAA